AUGAAAAAAUUUUCAUCACGAAAUGGUGCAACAAUUACUGUUGCAACAAAUUUUGUACGUGUUUGCGAUAAUGUCGAUAUGCCAACGUGUCAAAAACUGCAGCACGGCAUCGUUAUAUCAACCGCAUAUCAAACCUCAAAUAUUUACAAGCCAACGGAAGCAAAAAUACGACGUGUACAAACACCGCCGCAAUAUGUUGCCAGCAACAACAACAACAACAAUGGCAAUGGUAAUGGUGGCAGCAACAACGGAAAUAACACAACCACCAUUUUGACUGGCACAAAUACGUCAACAGCUAUGACAACAUUGAAUUUGCAACAACAUCAGCAACAACAUCAGCAACAACAACAACACCAACAACAGCAGCAACAGCAACAUCAUCAUAAUUCCCGACAGGAUAUUGUAAUGAAACCUGAUUCUCAUGAAUCUCCAACAAGAUCACCAACAACAACAACAGCAACAGUAACUCCACCACCAUUGUUGCCCAACAUAACACAAACAACAAAUAUUUCAACUCAAUCCCUACAACAGCGGCAACAACAAAUAAAAACACCCACAAAACAAACACGUAAUCGACAACGUAUGUUGGCGAAAACUUCACCAAGAAAACAGGUGGUGAAUAUAGCAGCUGCCAUAACUGAUAGUGUAACUAAUAUAACCUCGCAGACAACAACUACAACGACCACAACAACACCAACUAUAGCUGGUAGCAAAUUUUCCAUUGGUCAAUUAAUUUGGGGUCCUGCACGUGGUUAUCCUGCAUGGCCGGGUAAAAUUGUGAAAAUGCCUGAAGACGUUUCUACUCCAUCACAGAAAUAUGAAACAGUUUGGGUGCAAUGGUUUGGUGGUGGUGGACGUUCUACUACUGAGUUAAUAGCGGUCAACUCGUUACAGAGUCUUUCCGAAGGUUUAGAUGCACAUCAUAAAGCCCAAAAGGACACAAGAAAGAGCCGAAAAUUAAAUUCACAAUUAGAACGCGCCAUACAAGAAGCAAUGAUUCGAAUUGGAUCGUAUUUCAGCUAA
Molecule: messenger RNA, 1023 nt
Organism: Teleopsis dalmanni
Lineage: Eukaryota; Metazoa; Arthropoda; Insecta; Diptera; Diopsidae
Product: ras-interacting protein RIP3-like
Exons: 4
Coding region: 1-1023 (340 amino acids)
Cellular component (GO): nucleus; chromocenter
Molecular function (GO): chromatin binding
Source: RefSeq, a predicted model, not a curated record